Messenger RNA from Aspergillus tanneri, 1122 nucleotides. RefSeq lists its product as uncharacterized. Bases 1 to 1122 code for a protein of 373 amino acids. The record is from RefSeq and is a predicted model, not a curated record. NCBI's taxonomy places the organism in Eukaryota, Fungi, Ascomycota, Eurotiomycetes, Eurotiales, Aspergillaceae. The transcript is spliced from 7 exons.
AUGGCGUCCUCCACGCCGCCUCCUGACGAUGUCUCGCGCGCCACGGUGGUCACGAUCCCGACGAUCAUCACGACGGUGAUUGCCCUGGUUCUGACGCUGUUGCGGCUAUACGUGCGGCGGUACAUGAUUCGCAUGGUUGACUGGGAUGACCUGUUCAACGUGCUGGGUUUGUUGACCGUGUUGGUGGUCAUGGGAUUGGUUAUUACCGCAACGUCUUACGGUCUCGGGCGCCAUUUCGAAUACGUUGACAAACAACGGGCAGCGUUCAGCGUGAAGCUGCUGCGAAUCGCCGAGUUUCACCUGAUCUUCUCGACCAUCUUCGUCAAGAUCUCGAUCAGUCUUUUCCUGAAGCGGCUUUUUCUGACGAGCAACAGAUGGAAGGUCUUCUUCUGGUGCUUCAUCGCGUUCAAUUCCAUUACCAGCGCCCUAGAUGCCGCAGUGAUUUUUCCGCAAUGUACGCCCGUGGAGUUUAAUUGGGAUAAAUCGAUCGAGGGGGGACACUGCUGGUCGAACGAAGCGAUUGAUGCGGUGGGAAUCGCACAAGGAACGAUCGCCGCAGCGACCGAUUUCGUGCUAUCCCUUUUACCCAUUCUAUUCCUAUGGAAUGUGAAGCUGCCAAAACGAGUGAAGCUGGGAAUUUGCGGCAUCAUGGCCUUGGGGUUUGCGAGCGGUGGAUUUGCCAUUGCGCGCACCGUGCUGGUACCCGAUCUGACCACAACGACCGAUCCCACCUGGGACCUGGUUGACCUGUUCAUGUGGGCCGUACUUGAGGCCACCUUCGGAGUCAUAGCGGCCGCUGCACCGUCCGUACGACCGCUUAUCGGCCAUAAUUCCAUGACAACCGAGUCGUAUAGUCGCUCCAAAUCGCUGCAGCUGCGUAGCAUGCACACCGGAAAGCACUCGCGUCGCGAGUGGGGACAGACCAUUCUCGAAACGGUGGACGAGCCAGCAGACCGGAUAUCCAACGACGGGGAUAGCCAAUCGCAUCUGUGGGGACAGGAGGAUCGAGGUAUUAUCAAGACGAUGUCCAUUGAGGUGGUCACCACUCAUCGACGAACGGAGAGCGAGAACCAAGAGGGGCUGUCGGAAAGGAGCUCUCACGAACGACGCACGGAGCCAUAG